Molecule: messenger RNA, 2273 nt
Organism: Manis javanica (Malayan pangolin)
Lineage: Eukaryota; Metazoa; Chordata; Mammalia; Pholidota; Manidae
Source: RefSeq, a predicted model, not a curated record
AUGAGGGGACAUGAGAUCGCCUCAAAAAGAGUUCCUGGUUCCACCCACACAACGUCCCAACAGUGCCAGGAGCACCUUUCUCUGUCGCCUGGAUCUCUCCAUCGGCCGAGGGGCUGUGUCAGGCACACAAAAGCUGAUCGGAAAAGGCAGUUUAAAGACGAUCCUUUCCUGAUCUAUUGCCGUGGCCUGGAACUGCCAAUAUUCCUGGAUGAAGAGACCUCCAGGAAGAGCAGACUAGGUUCUUCCCGAAGAGGCAGCUUCCUUCAGGGAGCGCCGCGGUGUGGGGUGUGGUGGGAGGUUUCAUUCCCUGAACCACAGUCGCUGGCCGCCGUUCCUCCGCCUCCAGCCCUCGUCUCGCGGGUCCCCAGCCCGUUACAAACUCUCCAGAUCUGGGCGCGGGCCUCUGCCCCCGCGCCCCAGGUGUGCGCCCGGGGCGCCCCUAAUGCGUGCUGGGCUCCCGUGGGCGCGCGGCAGACACGGGGGGCGCGCACGGGGCGCGGGGACACAGGCACGGGCCCACGCGCGCCAGCUCACCCUCGCCCGCAGCCCCAACGCCCUCUGGGGCGCAGCGACCCGCCAGGGAGGGGCGCCCCCGAGCAGCCCCUCAGCUUCCCCCGCCCCCAGGAGGCGCGUGUCCCUUUCCCCACCGGGUCGCGGGGAGGACCGGCGUCCUUCCCAGCCCUCCAGGGGGACCCCCUCCUAGAGCGUGGACACGAAGCAGCGACGCAGCAAAAGAGGGUUGAUGCAGCUCCCAACUCACGCCUGCACUGAGCCGCCUCAGCCCCUUGAUGAAAGCUUUCCGUGUCCUCGGGAGACCGCCACCCGGUAAUCCUCCGACAGAACCGGCUUUCCCGCAAACCACCGCGACAGCUCCUUCGUGUGUGCCUGGUAGGGUUUAGGCUCUGCAGAAAGAAGUGCUAAUGCCACCGUGCCCGCAUACAAAAGGUCCAGCUGCUUUGGUGCCACUUAGGCAGUGGAUCCCUAAUCUCCUGCCUACUCCCCAGCUGUGACCCUCCGGCUAACCGGGCCAAGAACAGGAAGGGCAAGUAAGCAAACCUUGGACAGCUCCAUGGACUGCACAUUGAGACUGGCAAGAACUCAGAGGAACCUGGAAUGAUCGCCUCCUUGGUUUCUGAGUGGCCAUCUGCUUGUAUAGGAUAAAUAAAUGUUCUCUGUGAGAAAGGGAGACCAUCUCCUUAAAAGACAACAAGAUAUUUUUAAAGAGUAACCUUUAAAAUAGUACAUGCCAUCAGUUUUUCUUACUAAAGCAAUAAAAUACAGGAUAAAACUUUAUGAUUUUAAAAACAUAAAAUACUCUUUUGACAUGACAAUACACAGGCUAGGAUUUCACAAGGAAACUGUGUAGAAACCAAAAGCCUCAAGCUCCGAAUCUGACAGACUCUCAUGGGCUCUCCCAUUAUGUCCCUGUACAGUACCCUGUACAGCACCACAGAGCAAAAGGCUUAGAAGGAUACUGAAGAUUUCAGGCUAUCACAGAAAAGGGAAACUUAAAACAGCAUCAGAGACCACUUCCAAAGUCCACUGGCCACAUUCGAUUUCAGGAGCCCCCCUGCACCCCCUUUCUCUAGCAGCCAGGUUGCCAGGGCCUGCUUCCUUCCAAAUCAGAAUGCUUCCUUCAUGCCUUCUCUUCCCUUCCCUUGUGAGUCCUGGGACUGAUCCCCACACCCCCAGCCAUAUAGGACUGAUUUUGCAUUCAGUUACCUCUACUUGAAAAAAGUGCCUUUUUCUCCUAGAAAGGAACACUCAACAAGUUGAUUAUAAUGUAAAUAUAGAGGUUAAAAAUUCUUGUUGUGAAUAGUGUUGGCAAAUAUUUUCAACAUAUUAAGUGAAAGCAAAAGUUACAAAACAGAAUGGUACAAAUUUGGAUAUGUAUGAUUAGAAGGAAAUACACCAAACAUUAGAAAUGUUUUUUGUCACCCGGUGGAAUCACAGGUCACUUAAAUAAUACUUUCCAGUAUUUUUCGCAUUUUCUACAAUGGGCAUAUGUGUCCGAAAAAUAUUUUAAUGCCAGAAAAAUAUUAUUUCAAAAAAAUUGAUGAAACUGUUAGACCUAUAAAGACAAUGUAGGUAGUUCCAUGGUUACUGGGGAGCUCCUUAAAAUCCUGCUUCCUUGUGUUGGCAGUGAAGAAGCCAAUUACAUGUUUAGGAAUAAUCCCAGGUGAUUCUAAUGCAACAAGUAUUUGUUCUAUGCUUUGACAAACAUUGGAAGUAGCUGAAAGUUUGGAGUUUUGAAUAAAAAAUCUACACCUUGA